Raphanus sativus (radish) is the source of this 1840-nucleotide messenger RNA. Its product is annotated as putative two-component response regulator-like APRR4. Gene Ontology annotation, biological process: cytokinin-activated signaling pathway; phosphorelay signal transduction system. NCBI's taxonomy places the organism in Eukaryota, Viridiplantae, Streptophyta, Magnoliopsida, Brassicales, Brassicaceae. The transcript is spliced from 6 exons. The record is from RefSeq and is a predicted model, not a curated record. Gene Ontology annotation, molecular function: DNA binding. The coding region runs from base 160 to 1467 and encodes 435 amino acids.
UAAUACCUAGAUCGCCAGACUCCAGAACGUACAUUAUAUAAUUUGUUGUUUAAAAGGCUCUAGAUAGCUAGACUCAAUCAGAAACGUGCAGCAGUCGUUGAAUAUCCGGCCAGUGAAGACAGUGGUGGUCCGAACAGGAUCAUCCAAAACCCCUUCGAUAUGCUUACUGGUAUGUUUCCUGAGGGUUUGCGGGUGUUGGUCUUUGAUGAAGAUCUCCAAAAUCUACACUCAUUGGAGAAACAUCUCCAAGAUUUUCGAUACGAAGUGACUACAUGCCACGAAGGGGCAGAAGCUAUGCGUCUGCUGCCCAACCAUUUGAACAAGUUCGAUAUUGCUAUAGUAGAAGCACAAAAUUCAGCUGCGGAUAUAUUCAGAUUGAUCUCUGAAAUUGCAUCGGAAAUCGAUGUUCCUAUCAUUAUAAUAUCGAAAGACGAUUCAGUUCAAUCCGUAAUCAACUGGAUUAAGAUUGGUGUUUGCGAUUAUCUUAUUAAACCGAUAAGACCUGAAGAUCUACGUUUGAUUUUUAAACACGUGGUAAAGAAGAUGCGAGUAGGGAGAAUGGUAGAGUCCGAAGAUAAAGCAGCCCCCGAGAAGUCAUCCUCUGUGGGAGAUUCCACCAUAAGAAACCCUAACAAGAGGACAAGAAGCAUGCUCAUUGAUGGACAAGUGGACGAAAAGGAUCAAGAUCAUGUUCGUGAUUCCACCACCAAGAAAAGGCGAGUAGUGUGGGACAAAGACCUUAAAAAAAAGUUUCUGGAUGCAGUGGAAUACCUUGGCCCAGAAGCUGUUCCCAAGAAAAUUUUAGAGAGGAUGAAUGUUGUUGGCUUGACUCGAGAAAACGUGGCCAGCCAUCUCCAGAAACACCGGAUGCUUCUAAAUAAGCAGAAAAAUCAGAACGAGAAAGAUGAGAACCGGUGUUUAUUAUCGCAGCAAGGAGGAAUGUAUAGUGGAGAAGGAUCAAGCAAAUUCUACAGAGGAAGCAAUAUUCAAUUCUCAACACAACAUAUCAGCAACAUUCCUCAACCUUUUAUACAUCAUCAUGAUGGAGUCUCUGUUGCGGUUUCCACUAGAAACCUACAUCACCAUCAAACCUCAGAUUUCACAUGUAUCAAAAACGUAGAAGAGAGUUUGAUUUAUAAUGAAGAAGACGCUGAGGUUUCAAACUUGGCUUCCUUCUUCACGCAAAAUGAAGGAAUGAGUUUGUCCCACUUACAUGAGCCGGUGAUGGCAACUACAAUGCUUUCCAAUGGUAAUCAGUUGUUUCCCAAUCAACAACCGAUGAUGAGCUUUCAUGAACCAUCCAUAUUGCAUACACAUUCGUUUCCUUCAUCUCUCACACCUACUUCCUUUCUUGAUCAGAAAGAAACCUCAAUGAUGACGAAUGAAAGUGAAGGACUACAACAAUGGUUACUCAUUGAACAAGAACAGCCUAACCUAACCGAUGAGAAUAGGUUUUUCGAGAAGUAAUCCAAGAUAAGGAUCUGCAAGAAGUGAUAUAUGGUUCAGGAUCGGAGCCAAGCAUGAAAACCGAAUUACAGGUAAGAAGAUGAAGUCCGACCAUAUAGUUUAGAGACUAAUGUUGUUCUUAUUAUUUUCUAGGGCUUAGACUUUAAUAUAUAUUCUAGGUGAUGCCUUCUCUUCUCUCUCUUUUGUACAUGCUUGUGCUAGCAUGCAUCGAUUGCUUGGGAUGCAUGUCAACAACUUGAAACUUUUGUCAGUGGUUUCAAUAUUAUAUGUUCUAUUCUAGCAGUUAACAAAACAUUGUGGUCGUUGUAGAUCAUACCUAUAACUGUUGUCACCAAACUCUUUUCAUUUACUUAUUUUUCUCCAUUCCUUUCUA